AUGGAGCUGGGCGAGAUGCUCUACAACAAGUCCGAGGUCGCCUUCUUCCCUCUGCACAUCGGGGAUCACGUCUUCAUUGAGGAGGAUUGUGUUGUCAAUGCGGCUCAGAUUGGCUCCUAUGUCCACAUAGGCAAGAACUGUGUCAUUGGUCGCAGGUGUGUGCUGAAAGACUGCUGCAGAAUCCUUGACAACACAGUGUUGCCCCCGGAAACAGUGGUCCCGCCUUUCACCAUCUUCUCUGGCUGUCCAGGGCUCUUCUCGGGGGAGCUGCCUGAGUGCACGCAGGAGCUGAUGAUCGAUGUCACCAAGAGCUACUACCAGAAAUUCCUGCCCCUCACCCAGAUUUGAGAAACUCCUCCUCUGGUGGGGGGCUCAGGACUGGCGUGGCCUAUGUGGGCCUGCAGGCAACUAGCUCCAGAGCUGGCCAGCAGGCCUGCCAAAAGCUUCCCAGUCAGGCCACCUUCCUUGGUGGUGACAUCCUCCCUCCUGGACUGACCAGGCCCUCCUUGCCAGAAGUUCUUCUGGUUUCCUCUAGAUGGUUGGAAGAGGCUGCCUUGUCCUGGCUCCCCUCAAUGUGCUCCAUGAUGGUUUCACUCUAAAUCCGCUUCCUUCUGUUGAGCAGAAGAGUGAAGCACUUGUGUUUGCGGGGUGGGUUGCUGCUCUUGUUCUGGCUGGUCCUUCUCGCUCAAUCACAAUCCUCCCUUGAGGAGGUCCUGGCCAGCCGCCUUGCUGCCGUUUGUUCUGUUCUGGAGCCCCUCGGAGCUUCCCUCGGAUGCUGUCAAGGCGUCUCUUCAGGCCCCAGUUGUGGAAGUGGCUGCAGCCCAAAUCCAGAGCUCUGUUUUGUGGGCUGUUAAUCAAAGCGGAUCUUUUCUCCUUCUAUUUUUUGUGGGGUAACCUGAGCUGGCAGGGCAAGAUCACACCCUUCUCUAAGGAACAGCAACUGCGCCCUCCAACCGAUGGUCACUUUGGAGAAACUGGACAAGAGGAAAGGGCCGUGUGGUCAUUGGGUUGGGGAGAUUAGCUACUUAGGGGGAGAGCAGCUGCCAGGCAAACGAGGUGCAAACGGUCCCUGGGGGAGGUGCAGCCCCUUCCUUGCCCUACCCUCUCUCAGCUCUUCCCAGGGCUUUGCUUUCUUCCCCCACUCCAAUAGGUUAAGCAGCCUAGUCAGGUUGUCUUCGUUCUUUGUCUUCUUGUGCUGCCACUUUCUGCAUGUUAGACGUCAGCUUAAGUUGCUCCAGGCUCUGUGUGUGGGCACACUCACACACCUGUAUGUGUUGGCCUGUGAACCUCCCCUGGGUAUUAACCAUCCAGGGACCAUUGGAGACAUUGUAGGAACCUUUACUCACUGCACAGGUGCUCUUUGGUUUGUAGACCUUUACUUGUAUGUAUAUUAAAGUCUGAAUUGCCCAACCAA
Thamnophis sirtalis is the source of this 1414-nucleotide messenger RNA. The record is from RefSeq and is a predicted model, not a curated record. NCBI's taxonomy places the organism in Eukaryota, Metazoa, Chordata, Lepidosauria, Squamata, Natricidae.